This is a messenger RNA of Corylus avellana, 1864 nucleotides long. RefSeq lists its product as uncharacterized. NCBI's taxonomy places the organism in Eukaryota, Viridiplantae, Streptophyta, Magnoliopsida, Fagales, Betulaceae. Gene Ontology annotation, molecular function: hydrolase activity, acting on carbon-nitrogen (but not peptide) bonds. The record is from RefSeq and is a predicted model, not a curated record.
AUUGUUGUUGUUCCUUUUUCCAGUUUCUUUAUUUGAAUAGAAGCCGGUUCAUUGUUAAUGUCCAAACUUUCAAUUGUAUCCAUGUUUUUUUAAUCUUUCUGCCAAUAAUUUUACUGUUUUUUUUCUUCUUCGGCCAGUGUAUGCUUAUCAAAUAGCAGUUCUCUUUCUCUCGACAAACGACACAAGAUUGCUUGUCGAAAACAGAGACUGAGCCACAACAGAGAGCGACAGUGAAGGUGGACACAUGAUGGCCAACACAUCGAUCAUACUCCACAACGCCGUGAUCGUGACCAUGGAUCCCGAACGCCGGGUGUUUCGCAACGGUGGGAUCUUCAUCCGACACGACACAAUCGAAGCCAUCGGUCACUCCCCCGAUAUUCUUCGCGAUUUCUCUGCUCUCGCCAACCAGACCAUCGAUCUCCACGACCAAAUCCUACUCCCAGGAUUCAUCAACACUCACGUGCAUUCUUCUCAGCAACUAGCGAGAGGGAUAGCGGAUGAUGUGGAUUUGAUGACAUGGUUGCACGGUCGCAUUUGGCCGUACGAAUCCAACAUGACUGAGGAGGAUUCCUAUAUCUCCACUCUGCUGUGCGGUAUCGAACUCAUCCACUCUGGUGUAACAUGCUUUGCUGAAGCUGGGGGGCAGCACGUAUCUGGAAUGGCGAGGGCAGUGGAGUUAUUGGGCUUGCGCGCAUGUUUGGCCCAAUCAACCAUGGAUUCUGGUGAGGGUUUGCCGGCAUCUUGGGCGACUAGAACAACAGAUGAUUGUAUUCAGUCUCAAAAGGAGCUCUACAACAAGCACCACAAUACGGCAGAUGGGCGCAUCAGAGUAUGGUUUGGAAUUAGGCAAAUCAUGAAUUCAACUGAUUGUUUACUGCUUGAAACUAGAGAUGCUGCGAGAGAACUGAAAACUGGAAUCCACAUGCAUGUUGCAGAGAUACCCUAUGAGAAUCAACUGAUGAUGGAUACUCGCAAGGUUGAUCAUGGAACAGUUACAUACUUACAGAAGAUAGAGUUCCUCCAAAACAAUCUGUUAUCAGCUCAUACAGUUUGGGUCAACAGUACUGAGAUUGGUUUUCUUGCAAGGGCUGAGGUCAAAGUAUCUCACUGUCCCGCUUCUGCAAUGCGAAUGCUUGGAUUUGCACCUAUUAGGGAGAUGCUUGAGGCUGGCAUUUGCGUCUCCCUGGGAACAGAUGGGGCACCAUCAAAUAAUAGAAUGAGCAUUGUUGAUGAGAUGUACCUCGCUUCUCUUAUUAACAAAGGACGGGAAGUUUAUGCAAAAGGAACCACUGAUCCCACUGCUCUUCCCGCCGAAACAGUCCUCAAAAUGGUGACACUAAAUGGUGCAAAAUCAGUACUCUGGGAUAAUGAAAUAGGUUCCCUUGAGGUUGGAAAAAAGGCUGACAUGGUUGUUGUCAAUCCUUCCUCUUGGUGUAUGGUUCCUGUUCAUGAUUGCAUAUCCAGCAUUGUGUACUGCAUGCGAAGUGAAAAUGUGGUCUCUGUUAUGUGCAAUGGCCAAUGGAUUAUGAAGGACAAGAAGAUUUUGCGAGUAAAUGAGGAAGAUGUUAUUUUGGUGGCACGGAAAGCUGCUAGCGAGAUUUUGAAGAGGGCAGGGAUAAUAAUUCCAAACAGAAUGAAUAUCCUGUAAUUGUUCAAUUUCUUUUGUGAUGAAAGUACUUCCUGAAAAGCAUUUGCCUUUGUAUGAUUGUAUUUUUUGAUGCUACCAUCUGAGACUACUCACUGCAGCUAAAAGCCUUGUUACUCGGGCUUCUCGUCUCCAUCUCCUAGUUUGCUCUUGGCACCUCAAGCAAUCUAGCUUGAUACCACAUAUUGCAUGCAAUGUGGAAAGCAUUUUCUUCAUUAA